Cladocopium goreaui is the source of this 2235-nucleotide messenger RNA. NCBI's taxonomy places the organism in Eukaryota, Dinophyceae, Suessiales, Symbiodiniaceae. The record is from the annotation of a GenBank genome assembly.
AUGGCUGGUGGACUUCCACCAAUCCACCAAGAGAACGAGCCAGCUAAGAAAGAGGAGCAGUUGGACAAAGCAAAAUCGAGCCAGCUGGCAGACAGCUUCAGACAGGCACUGUGCCAUCAAUUUGGUACACUGCUGGCGGCAUGGAGAGAGGCACUCGACGUUGACGGUAAGGGCAAGCUCACUUUUGGGGAGUUCUGUUUCUUGCUGAAUCGCUUGGGCCUCCACUAUGAAGUAAGGAGCCUUUGGUUGCAGUUGACGGACCGCGAUUUCCUGCAAUUCAGGGAUCUAGACCCAGAGACUGAUGAGAUGUUGACGGAGUUGCGUGAAAAGUUGACCAAGGAGUAUCAGAACAUGCUUCUUGCAUGGGUGAAAGGCUUGGACACAAAGGGCAAUGGCUGGGUGACAGAGAAACAGUUUGUGCACUGCUGCCGCAAAGUAGGCUUCGCUGGCAAUGCGGCAGAGCUCUUCAGACGCAUGCAGCCAGAGACAGGCCGUGGCUUAAUGAGCGUCAAAGACUUUGACACAAAGGCGUUCCAUGCACUCAGUCGUGGGGACUUUCGGAUGCUCAGCGAACCGAAUCAAGGUUAUCAUGGGAAGUCUCCAAUGGAGUUAACCUUUCACGAGCGAAACGAGGCGUCUUUUUUCAACCAGAUGCAAAGAGCGACAAAAGUGUCGCGAUGCAAAGAGUUUGCAAAGGCAUGUGGUACUUCGUCCACAAACGCUUCCCUGAAGACGAUCGAGGAUUUCGAGAGCCUUUGUGUGAGGAAAUGUGGCUCUGUUCUGGUCGCGUGGCGUCGAUGUCUUGAUCAACAUGCCAGCGGCAAGCUAAGUUUUGGUGAAUUUUGCGAAGCCUUGCGCCGUCUUGGAUAUGCUGGCGACUUCAAGUCUCUCUUCAGGGACUAUGACAAGCAGCAAAAAGGCUUUGUUUGCUUGGGUGACAUUGAUCCAGAAGCUGACUUAUUGGUCUCUGAUUUCUUGUCCUUGCUUGGCGACCGCUUUGGGACUCUGGAUAUAGCAUGGAAGGACGGGUUUCAUCAAGAUCCGCCGCAUGGGAGUGUCUCGAAGGAAGAGGUGGUGGAGGUGUGCUCAUCCUUGGGCUACAAGCAUGAUGCGGAGAAACUGUUCAAAUGCUUGUCUCCACAAAAGAACCUGACGAUUUGGGACCUGGACCCAGCAUGUAGUCAGAAACUUCAAAGUGGGCAUAAUGCGAUCAUCUCUGGUGGCAAUGCGUUGGAAAAGACGUUCCUGGAGGAUGGCAGCUUGACAUCCAGGAAUCAGAAAACCUUUUACAGCUUCAUGAGCCCUGGCCAACUCCAACAGCUUCACACUGCUCUGAAGCGCUGCUUUGGCUCCACCGUCGUGGCAUGGCGUAGUGCCUUCGAUCCUCAAAAUCAUGGCACUUGUGGUUUUGGCAUCUUCAUGAAGGCUCUUGAGGAGUGCGCGUUUAGCGGCAAGGCAAAAAGUCUGUGGGAAGAACUGAGCGGCCAGCGACACUUCCUGACCUUUCAUGACUUGGAUUGCCAAGCAGCUAGUUUGUUGGACUCCAUGAGGGAGCAGUUGGUGGACAAGUUCGGAUCGCUCAUGGAUGCUUGGGAUCACUUGGAAGAAGCUGCGUGUGGCUUACUAGACGAGGAGUCUUUUGUCAAGAGCCUCGACUCAGUCGGUGUGAUGGCUAAACGCCCAAAGACGCUCUUCAAGUUACUGCUAUCUUGGCCGCCUGCACAAAGAAGCCUGGUCAUGGAGGACUUUCAGGCACUCCUUAUCGGGGUGCCACUGGCUGAGCAGGAAGUGCUUUGGCGCUCCAAAAAGCCCAGGAAACAAGAAAUUCCAACAAAGGCCAAGCAGGCAGCAAAAGCAGUGCCAAAGAAGAGGGUGCGGCAAGUCGAACCUGCAAACAAGCAAACACCAAAGGUGGUGGUUUCCGCACCGGAGCCUUCCAAGCUGCCCGCAACAGAGGCAAACCAGGAGUGUUCUCCACAGUCGAGGGAGGUUGCCAGGUCCAUAGCCACGCAGGCCGUAGAUGAAGUGGUUUGCACCGUGGCUGUCAAUUUGACUAAGACGGAGGCUGCAGGCAAGUCUCAAAGUACAACAUUUGCCAGGGAAGAAAGGGAAGCUCCACAGGGAAGCGCCCCCUCUGCACGCAAGAAGUUUGCAGCAAAGUUGCUGAGUGCAGCCAAAGAUGGCAGCCUGGAGAAAUCGCUCAAAGAUUUUGAGUCAGAGGCUGGACACUCAUGA